CAUUGACAACUGUCAUUCUCGACACUGACAGCUGACAGCUCGACUGCAAAAUUGACAUUCGUUCCAGACUCGAUUCCAACAAAAUUAAAAAGUAAUAAUGUCGGGUUUGCCUGCUGCCGUUCGUGUCUCCCCACUGAUUAAGUUUGGUAGAUGGAGUUUGCUCACGCUGGGGGUGGUAUACGGGGCAUUCCACCAAGGUAGGUUAUCCAGAAAGGAAGCCGCCUUCAGAGAAGUCGAAGACAAACAGAAAGCGAUUAGGGAUGCGAAAGUGGCUGAAGAGAAGAAACGAGCUGCCGAAAGAGAAAUUGCGGAAUUGGAGGCCCUGGCAAAAUAAAAAACUGAUGUUGUCUGUUAGUUAGUGAAUUAAAGGUACUUGUAAUUAA
Messenger RNA from Zophobas morio, 383 nucleotides. It is a transcript of the gene ATPsynE, whose product is annotated as ATP synthase subunit e, mitochondrial. Gene Ontology annotation, biological process: proton motive force-driven ATP synthesis. The coding region runs from base 98 to 334 and encodes 78 amino acids. The record is from RefSeq and is a predicted model, not a curated record. Gene Ontology annotation, molecular function: proton transmembrane transporter activity. The transcript has 2 exons. Lineage: Eukaryota; Metazoa; Arthropoda; Insecta; Coleoptera; Tenebrionidae.